Molecule: messenger RNA, 2011 nt
Organism: Phalaenopsis equestris
Lineage: Eukaryota; Viridiplantae; Streptophyta; Magnoliopsida; Asparagales; Orchidaceae
Product: small RNA degrading nuclease 5-like
Exons: 15
Coding region: 118-1833 (571 amino acids)
Cellular component (GO): nucleus
Molecular function (GO): nucleic acid binding; exonuclease activity
Source: RefSeq, a predicted model, not a curated record
AUGAUACAUAUUUUUUUAUUUUUCCGGACUGCUUAAGCUCUUGGUGGUCCGUCCACCGUUCUCUGGAGGAGUAAAAUACAUCCGUGAAUUUCUCGUGAAUUUCCUCCGCAGUCCGACAUGGCGUCGCCCCCCACAGGGAAGAGCGACACCAACGGCUCGUCGGCGCCUUCAAACCCUAACGAUGGGGCACAGACAUGUAACAACGCCGCCUACUUUGAUGUCUCCGGGCCCGAUGGAACAGCUGAUGUUACUUUUAAGAGCCCAGAUUCUAAAGCAGUUUAUUUGCAGGACAUUCAAGGACUUGUAACCUGGGUUUUAGGUGAUGGUUUAAUGCCAUCUUGGAUUUUUGUCAAGAACAAGCCACUUAUUCAGAAGGUUGUGCUUCUCCAUCUUCCAGGAUUGGAUGCUGAUCUUUACCUUUCAAAUCCGAACUUGUUUUCAGGACUAAGAAAAUGUUUUGGAGCUCCAAAGCAAGUUUUAGCUUUAAGCUGUGUGGCAGAUGAAAUGCAAACAAUUGGUGCACUUUUAACAUACAGAGUGAAAAGAAAACACGAGGAAAUUGAAUCAAAUCAACAGUUUCAUUGUCCAACUUCAGCUAGAGAGAAAGCACUCCUUUUGGAGAAUCAAAAGGAUCUUCCUUUCCCAGUUAACUACUAUACUCAUUCACGGAGAGAGCUGGAAGAUAGUGGGUAUUGCAUCAAUCACCCAGAGUUUGUAACCACUGUUCCUGCUCCUGUCGGGACUUCACCGCAUAGAAUCCUGGCUCUUGAUUGUGAGAUGUGCAUAACUGCCAAGGGUUUCGAACUUACACGGGUGACAUUAGUUGAUGGCUGUGGAGAGGUUGUGCUAGACAAGCUUGUUAAACCUUUCAACUCUAUCCUUGAUUACAAUACUAGGUACAGUGGAAUUACUGAGGAGAUGCUGAAUGGGGUGACAACAAUGCUCAAGGAUAUCCAGGAAGAGUUUCUUAAACUCGUUUACAAAGAAACUAUCCUUGUCGGGCACUCACUUGAGAAUGAUCUGUCAGCAAUGAAGAUAUCUCAUCAGUUAAUAAUUGAUUCUGCUAUUUUAUACAAAAACCCCUGUAGCGAGGGGCAUAAGACAGCUUUGAGAGUACUAUCUGAAAAGUUUCUUUCGAGGCAGAUCCAAGCAUCAGGAAAAGGACACGAUAGUGUUGAAGAUGCGAGAGCAGCCUUAGAACUAGUAUUGCUGAAAUUCAAAUAUGGACCACAGUUUGGCACUCAUCCAUUUAUUGGUCGUAAGAAGUUGGUUUCUGUCUUGCAUGAAAGCGGCAGCACGUGCUCUCUUGUUGAUAAUUUGUUCAUAGUAAAGAGAUAUUCUGAUGGAUCAUGCAACGCCAUCCCUGUUUCUUCAGAUGAUGAGGCUCUUUCUAGAACCAUGAAGGAGAUAAAAAAGGAAAAAGUCAAGUUCAUUUGGACCAGGUUUUCAGGAUUGGAUUCAUAUUACCAGAUGCAAGCAGAGGAUCCAGGGAAGCUUGGCUGUAGAGUUGCUCAAACAAUUUCGUUGCGUACUUGUAGUAGCAAGUCGUCUGAGGAAGAUAUGAAACAUGGCAUGUUAAAUGUUAAGAUCAGGGAUAUUCUUUCUCAGAUUGACGGAAGAAUCCAAAAGCUCUAUAAUGAGUUACCUUCUAAUGCUUUGUUUAUUGUAUGCACUGGACAUGGAGAUACAGCUAGUGUGCAAAGAUUGAGAAAGAUACUUAGAGAGAACUGCAACUCGGGGAUUCACCGCGAGGAUAUAUUGCAAGCUCUAGAACAGCUUCAAGUCGGCGCAGAGAAGGCUUUGUGUUUUGUUACUGUUAAACACUUUACUUGACAGGUUACCUUGAUCUUUUCUGUUAUUAGGGUGCAGGGGAACUGCUGAUUUCAUUAUUUUCUGGCCUGUUUAUGAAGCUUUUCUGUUCAAAUGUGUUUGUGAAGGAUAUGCAGGAAUUAUUUAUACCAUCAUUUUUUGGCAAGGAUUUGAAGUUUCAUAGUGAAAUUUUUUUGAGGUA